Molecule: messenger RNA, 2891 nt
Organism: Homarus americanus (American lobster)
Lineage: Eukaryota; Metazoa; Arthropoda; Malacostraca; Decapoda; Nephropidae
Product: nicalin-like
Exons: 12
Coding region: 170-1834 (554 amino acids)
Biological process (GO): regulation of signal transduction
Cellular component (GO): endoplasmic reticulum membrane
Source: RefSeq, a predicted model, not a curated record
GCUGGAUGUGUUGUUCUCUGGCCGUGUUUGCUGCUGGAUGUGUUGUUCUCUGGCCGUGUUCGCUGCUGGGUGUCAUCAGUUCCUGGCUCCCACAUGUACUGUUGUCGUCCUCACUCCUCACAUAUAUACACCCGGCUCACCUGUGUUGUCUUAGUCACCCUUGAGGAGGAUGGACCUGGUGGAGGUACUCAGGAGCUCCGUGCCCUACUGCCUGGUGGUGGCUCUCCCGCUGCUCAUACUCAUAUCACCUGUACCGGUAGACGCCGCCGCCGAGUUCACCGUCUACCGUCUACAGCAGUAUGACCUACACGGCUCUCCCCAUGGUAGUCGGAGCAGCUUAGUUAAUGUAGAAGCUCGGAGUGUAGACGCAAGCUCUGUAGCACGGCGGUGUGUGCUGGCGCGCCUGGCUGACCUCACUUCCACCCACUACCAGAGGGUGGUCAGUCAAGGCGCUGCAGCUCUACUAAUACUUCUGCCAACAAACUUGACUGCUUUCUCUGAGGACCAGUGCCAGUUUUUGAUAAUGUUACAGCUGGUUCAUGAGGUAGAAGCAGCAAUGUUGGAAGCAGACUCCCAGUUAGCUGUUUAUAUGGCAUAUGAGACACAAGAGCUACUGGACAUGUAUGAAUCUGUGCGUACAGCUACAAACACUGACGGUGCAACAUCAGCUGCAGCGGCCAUGAUGAGUUCCCUGUCUACAGACGGAUACCAAAUAGUUGUUGGUGGGAGCCAGUCCAAGCUCAUGGCAGAUAUGACCAUUGCUAACGUCCAAGGGAAACUAAGUGGAUAUGGCGUGGAAGAACAGCUGCCAACGAUAGCCAUUGUGGCCCACUACGACGCCUUCGGUGCUGCUCCAGAACUAUCAUGGGGAGCAGACAGCAAUGGUUCUGGCGUAGUGAUACUGCUGGAGUUGGCUCGCAUCUUCUCCCGCCUCUAUGCUUCUCCACGAACGCACCCUCGCCUCAACCUGGCCUUCCUGCUCUCUGGAGGUGGCUACAUCAACUACCAGGGAUCAAAGAGGUUUUUAGAAGAUCAUCUAGAUGCUUCUGAUUCUCCCCUGCUCUCUGAAACUCACUACACACUGUGUUUGGACACACUAGGCAGUGAUAAUGCACUGAGGCUUCAUGUAUCCAAGCGACCCAAGGAAAACUCCCCUGGCUACUACUUUUUCCAGGCAUUGGAAGAGGCAGGAGCAGCAGCAGGAGUUACUGUGGAGAUGGUCCACCGCAAGAUCAAUCUCCAGGAAGACACACAGGCUUGGGAACAUGAGAAGUACAGUAUGCGCAGACUCCCAGCCUUCACACUCUCCAGGCUCCCAGGACCCAAGACUGGGGAACGUGGAAGUGUUUUGGACACACCAGAGAAUGUAGACAUAACUGCUUUGACUCGUAACACAGCAUUGGUAGCUACGGCACUUCUUCGUCAUAUCUACAAUACAUCUGUAGAUGGUAUCUUUGAUAAUGGUUUGGCAGUGACCAAGAAAAGUGUAAAAUCAUGGCUGGAUCUGUUGACAUCACAGCCACGGUCUCCUCAGCUGCUGUCAGGGAAAAAUAACCCAUUGGUGUCCACACUUCAACAGAUACUUUCAAGAUACACCAAUGAGGCACGAGUCACCUUCCUGAAAGCUGAUAAGAGGGACCCUGAGUGGGCAUUCUAUGAUGUCACCCGGGCCACUAUGGCUGCCUAUGCUGUCAAACCUGCUGCGUUUGAUUUUCUACUCACAAUGGCUAUCUUAGCAUACCUGGGUGUUAUUUAUGUGUUUCUUCAGUAUUUCCCCAAGAUCUAUGCCAUGAUGGUCAAACUUGCUUCUCCUCACAAGUCAAAGGUUCACUAAGCUCCUCAAGAUGUAUAAUGUAUCUGUGUAAUAUAUUCAAAAUAGCUUGAACUAGCCUUGAAAUUCAAUCAGUAUUUUGUACAAUGUCCUAGUGUUAUCUGCUGUUUUCAGGACAGUUAACUGUAAGUGUAAUUGCCUAUUUCUCACAUUCUUGCCCAGAAUGUCCUUGUGGCUGUCAUAGAGUACAAUGUUUUCACUUGAUAAAGUCAUCUUUGGCAGUGCCUGUGAUUAGACACUGACCAUAGUCACCUUCUUAACUAAUGUUCAUACAAGUUACAUGUUCUCCCUUGAAUGGCCUGAGUAUGUAAAAUACUCUAUAGGAUCCUUAUAAUGUACUGUAUAAGUGGUGUUGACCAAUAGGAAAACAUAUUGUUAUACAGAACAGUACUGCCGUUUAUAACCAACAGUGAUAAAUUUUGUAAGACUAGACAAAUAUGAGGCUCAUCUGUGAACUAACAAACCCAUAGGAGACAGGUAAGUGUAGUACAGUUAUUUACUUACAUUGGUAAACUUGGCUAUUAUAAAUUAUUUUCAUUUCUGUUCCACCUUGUAAGUUAAGGGAAUGCAAUUGAAGAGAUUGAGUUUAUUGAAGAGAAAACUAAUGAAUAGUUAUUACAUCUUGUUAGCCAAAGGGCUUAGAAGCCAUUUUGUGGUGAAGUCAAAUUUACACCAAAUUGCUCAUAUAGAUACAAAAGUAUUUUAUUCUUCAGUUGCUGUAUUAGAUAUUACAUUUUUGCAAGAAUAACCAAAGUUUUAAUGAAAUUGUAUGCCAACUGUAGGGUUGUGUACAGUUGUAACACUUGACAGUAUCUGGCAUCAACUUGUGGUUCAUAGUUGGUGAUUGUUGCUUGUCACUGUAAAUUAUGUCAGAAUUGUAGCAGGAAUAACAAUGUGAAUAAGAAAAGUCUGAUAACACUGUGAAUAAGAAAAGUCUGCAUAAACAAGUACAAAACAUUCAGUGAAUACAGCACCUUAUGUUCACUACACCACCCUACACCUCAUGUUCACUGUACACCACCCUCCUACUCAUGUUCACUGUACACCACCCUACACCUCA